Molecule: messenger RNA, 1086 nt
Organism: Microsporum canis CBS 113480
Lineage: Eukaryota; Fungi; Ascomycota; Eurotiomycetes; Onygenales; Arthrodermataceae
Product: protein kinase domain-containing protein
Exons: 1
Coding region: 1-1086 (361 amino acids)
Biological process (GO): protein autophosphorylation; autophagy; peptidyl-serine phosphorylation
Cellular component (GO): autophagosome; cytoplasm
Molecular function (GO): protein serine/threonine kinase activity; ATP binding
Source: RefSeq, a predicted model, not a curated record
AUGAUACCUAUCAGGAAGAAAGACUGCGUUGGCUGUGGAGCUAAAGCAAAUGUCCACAAAGCCAGCGAAACCAUCGUGGUCAAAGUCUCUAAUUCCAGUGCCCCUACGGAAGACCCCUUUUUACAAGAAGUCAAAUUCUACAAACGCUUAUUCGAAGAAAAAGACCGAUGUCUAGAUAUUGUUGAUUGCUUUAUUGCAUUACCAAACUACAUUUUCCUCUCAUACUGCUGCAACGAUAAUCUAGCACGCCGUUUCUUCAAAUACCAGGAGCGAGAGAUACGUCCAAACGGUCGUCCUGGAAAACUUUUAGGUAUAAAGAAUAUAAGAACUCUACGCUUAUUUCUCAAUGGAUAUAACAACUCACCUCAGCCUUUUUUAGGUAUAAAAGUGUAUGAGGACCCCACACUUAUUGCUCGAUGGAUACAACAACUCUCCUCUGCUCUUGCUUUUAUGGAGAAGCUAGGAUACACUCAUAACGACCUACAUCCACGCAACUGUCUUCUCGAUGAAAAUUUAAACUUAAAGUUAUCUGACUUUGAUCAGACUACUACUAUCGGGCAGUUUCUUGAGAGCCUCAUGGAACCCUGGGCUAUAAAGUUGAGUUCUGGCCCACUAAGUAAUACCUACGGUCUUACGUCUGCUCGCACUGAGCAGUUUGCUGUUGGUACCUUUCUUUAUACGAUGGUAUACGGCCAUGAGCCAUAUGAGGAUAUCCACCUCGAAGAAGACCCGAUAGAACUAAGACGGCGAUUUAGAGCUUUGGAGUUUCCGGAACUUAACCGACACGACGUCUUUGAUAAUUUAAUAUCUGCUUGCUGGUAUAAUGUAUAUCCCACUAUGGCUCUUGUUGCUUAUGAUUUUAAGCGCAAGACUAAAGAUAUUGCUUCAUCUUCGGAUUACAAGAUUGUUGACUAUGUGAAAGAGAAAAAUACCUGUAUAGCCUUACUUCAAGGUGGCUUGCUCGGUCCUGAGUGGGCUUUAUCUUAUCAACCAACCUGGAGAAGAUACCUACAUGCCAUUGUUGGAAAUUUUCUCUUCAUUUGGAAACGCUCGGUCAAUUUCCUAGGCUCACUUUUCCGUAGGUAG